AUGUCUGCUAAGAAGAGUCCCAUCACCUGCCACGUUCUCGUUGCCUCCCAGGGUAUCCCCGGCAAGAACAUUGACGUCAAGAUUGAAAAGCUCGACGGCCAGGGCUUCUCCACCUUGUCUACUGCUCAAACCAACGACGAUGGUCGCUGCCCCAACUUGCUUCCCGGUGAUUACAAGGCUGAGAAGGGUAUCUACCGUGUUACUUUCGAAACCAAGCCCUACUUUGACAGAUACAACCAGGAAUGCUUCUAUCCCUAUGUUCAGAUCGUUUUCGAACUCGCCAACCCUGAGCAACACUACCACAUCCCUCUUUUGAUCAGCCCUUACUCUUACACCACCUACCGUGGUAGCUAA
This is a messenger RNA of Radiomyces spectabilis, 354 nucleotides long. Its product is annotated as hydroxyisourate hydrolase. Gene Ontology annotation, biological process: purine nucleobase metabolic process. NCBI's taxonomy places the organism in Eukaryota, Fungi, Mucoromycota, Mucoromycetes, Mucorales, Radiomycetaceae. The coding region runs from base 1 to 354 and encodes 117 amino acids. The record is from RefSeq and is a predicted model, not a curated record. The transcript has 3 exons. Gene Ontology annotation, molecular function: hydroxyisourate hydrolase activity.